This is a messenger RNA of Gigantopelta aegis, 1841 nucleotides long. Its product is annotated as actin-binding protein IPP-like. Gene Ontology annotation, molecular function: protein binding. NCBI's taxonomy places the organism in Eukaryota, Metazoa, Mollusca, Gastropoda, Neomphalida, Peltospiridae. The transcript is spliced from 2 exons. The record is from RefSeq and is a predicted model, not a curated record. The coding region runs from base 41 to 1642 and encodes 533 amino acids.
UCUCUCUCUCUUAGCGUAAAGUAUUUGUUUCUCUUGUACAAUGGAGAAAGCUCAGGCACAACUUCUGGUAAACAUCCAGGAAGAGAUUACAAAAGGUACUUUCACUGACAUACAAAUUAUAUGUAAAGACGGAACAACGACCGGAAGCCGUAUUGUCCUUGCGGCGAUGUCUUCGUAUUUCCGGGCCAUGUUCAGUUCUGAUAUGUCAGAGAGUCAGACGGGCGUCUUGAACCUUCCCACGGUGUCGUUGUCAGUGUUCGAAGACAUGAUCAAAAUGUCUUUGUGUGGAAUCAAUCUAGUGAAUGAAGAUAACUGUAUGCAGGUAAUAGAUGCUGCUGAGAUGAUGCAGCUCGACAACAUCAAACAGCUCUGUGUACUACACCUGAAGGAAGGACUGACUCUAACUGAUAAAAACUGUCUGGGUUGGUGGAGACUUCUGAAAAUGUACAAUUUCCACGACUUGUCCAACAGAGCUUUUUUCUAUAUGGCUGAAAAAUUUGCUGAUUUUGUUCAAACAGAAAAUGUUGUUCAGCUGUCAAAGGACGAAUUGUUGGAAAUAAUUUCCAAAGAAGAGAUGGAAUGUACAGAAGACAUCAUUCUGAAAGGCGCCAUGAAGUGGAUUGAGCAUAAUAACCCGGAACCAGAUGACGUCAAAUUUAUUUUUGAAAACGUGCAUCUUGAUAUUGUAGAUUCACAGUUUCUGAUUGAUGACGUCACAUUUUCAGACAUUGUUUGUAAAAACAAAUCUGUCCAGAUAAUGAUACAAAAAGUGCUACGUUCACCAUGUCGAGUGUCGGCUCGUUCAAGGGUCAGUACUAAAAUACGUGAUGUCUUCGUUCUCCAUCAUAACAACACGUCACUACUGUCUUGUUUCACGUCACACAACAAGUGGGAGGACGUCCCACCAGCCCCAGUAGAUCCUGGAUCUUGGUAUUCAGCAGCAGGUUUGGACGACAAGAUCUAUAUCACUGGUGGUCGUAACAAGAAGAAAUGUGCAUUAAUUUAUGACACCAUUACCAAAGUGUGGACAGUAGGUCCAGAUCUCACACAUGACCACUGCUAUCACUGUAUGGCCACAGCUAACUCUAAAGUGUACUUGAUAGGUGGAGGUUAUAGCAACACAUUAGAGGAAUUAAGCGAAAGUGAGAAGCACUGGCAGGUUGUUGGAGAUUUGGGAUUGAGACGAUAUUACACUUUCCCUGUUACAGUUGGUGAGAACAUUCUCGUUAUGGGAGGCAUGACAGACUCAGGCGGAUCAGAUAUUAUCCAGUGUUUCAACACCAGAACUCACACUGUCAGUCAGCUGAACACAAAGUUACCUUGUAGCUCUGAGUCACUAAGAGGCUGUGUUCAGCUCCCAGAUGUUUAUCUGUUAGACUACGACGGCCACGUGAUGCACCUCCAGGUCACCAACACAGAUGGUGACAUCCAGAUUCAGGUUAAAUCCACAACGAAAUAUAAAUCAUUUGAAUAUUAUUUUGGUGUCACACAACGAGAUGGAAGCUUGCUGUGUUUUACAGAAGAUGGAAUCAGAACAUUCAACCUCGCUGAAGGUAAAGAAGAACAGAGUACAUUCCAUAAGUCACCUAGAAGUGGCAGAAUGUACAACGUGUGCACAAAGUCAUCUGGGAAAACAUCGUGAUGGUUGUUCAUUGAAUAAUCUCAGUGUGAACACACUCUAAAUAUUCUUCAUUAAUCUCAGUGAGAGAGCUCGCCUCAUGUUCUGAGACAAGAUUAGAGUUACAAACAAAGCUAGGCCUACUGAACACACUGUAAGCAUUUUUCAUUAAUCUCAGUGGGAGAGCUCGUCCUCUGUUCUGAUACAAGAUUAGUGUUACAAA